CGCGGGGGCUUUGCCUCCAAGGGAAGGAACUUUGGAGGCACAACAAUUAAGCGCUCAGCUGAGGGGUUGGCAGUUCGAACCCACCCAGUGAGAAGAGAGAAAGACGGUCAUCGCUCCUGAAAAGUCUGUCUUGGCCCGAGACGAGGGAUAGAACUGUCGCGGAAGGUCUUCACCAGGGAAGCCCUCAGUGUUCCCUGUGAGCCCGUGGACACCUCCUGGGAUGCUCUCUCUUCAUUGGUGGGGCCUGCCCACGGCCCUUCUUGUCCUGCUCUGCUGCCCAGGGUUCAGCGAGGAUGCGUUUCAAGUGAACAUGUGGCCAGAGCAGCUGGUGGUCGAGCCCAGUGGGUCCCUGGAGGUCAACUGUAGCACCAACUGCGUGCGGCCGGACCUGGGUGGUCUGGAGACCCCCCUGCCCAAGGUGCUGCUGGCCCGCCAGCCUCAGUGGCAGCUGUAUUUGAUCUCGAACAUCUCUGAGGACACGGCACUCUACUGCUACUUCACCUGUGCCGGCAAACAGCUGUCCAAGGGGGCCAAUGUCAGCGUGUACCACCCUCCAAAGCUAGUGAUGCUCAAGCUGCAGCCCACCUGGGUGGCCAUGGGCCGACCUUUCACCAUGGAGUGCAGGGUGCCCGCCGUGGCGCCCCUCGAGAGCCUUACCCUCACCCUGCUCCGUGGCAGGGACCCCCUGCACAAUCAGACCUUCGGCAGGGCGACGUCUGCCCCCCAAGAGGCCACAGCCACCCUGAGCAUCACGGCUGGCAGGGAGGACAGCCAUCACAAUUUCUCAUGCCAGGCCGAGUUGGACCUGCGCGCUCAGGGCGGGGGCAUCCUCCGCAGCUUCUCGGAGCCCCAGGUGCUGCAGGUCUACGAGCCCUUGCAGGACAACCAGAUGGUCAUCAUCAUCGCCGCCGUGUCGGUGCUGCUGUUCCUCUUUGUGAUGUCUGUCCUGCUGUGCUUUGUCUUCGGCCAGCACUGGCGUCAGAAGAGGACAGGUGCCUACCAGGUCCGAGCGGCCUGGCGGAGACUGCCCAAGGCCUACCGGGCACAGCAGGCAUGAGCAGUGGGGCUCCGGCCACCUCUGGACCUCAGGGUGCUUAGCCUUAGCUGAAGAACUGUGUGACAAGCGGCAGAGGACUUGGGGACACAUCCUUCGCUAGCCUGAAUACAAACACUUGGACUUA
Molecule: messenger RNA, 1181 nt
Organism: Echinops telfairi (small Madagascar hedgehog)
Lineage: Eukaryota; Metazoa; Chordata; Mammalia; Afrosoricida; Tenrecidae
Gene: ICAM2
Product: intercellular adhesion molecule 2
Exons: 6
Coding region: 221-1057 (278 amino acids)
Biological process (GO): cell-cell adhesion
Cellular component (GO): membrane
Molecular function (GO): integrin binding
Source: RefSeq, a predicted model, not a curated record